AAAAAAAAAAAAAAAAACAGGCGUGGCGAAACGGACCAUCCGAAGAAGCUCGUCUGUUUUCUCUAUGAGCUAAAUUCAUCUCUCUCGCGUCAUCACUACAAAGAUAAAGAAAAUUUUGUUCUAUUUCCAUUUUCCCAGCUCACCAUCUUUGAGUUUGGAUUUUCUUCUUUGAUUAAUGGAGUCCACCGCUUAGACCAGCAGAACCCGAAAUUGGGAAAAAGGGUUAAAGAAGAAGGAGAAAAAGGAGCAGUCUUGGGUACUGUGAGACAUAGUUGUUACUGAAGGAACAGUCAUGGCCGUGGAUGAGAAUGGUUCGUUGAAUCGGACGGAUGAUAGUGUUGUAAAGCAUGAUUCCGGUGCCGUUGAUCAUCAGUCGAAUCAGAACGGUGAGACACGGUCAACGAUACCUAAUGAUCAGAAUAUUCAGAUGAUGAUGUCUGUUAAUCAUCUACAACAGCAGCAACCCCAGAAAACGAGUGUGCAGCAUAAGGCGCAAAUGGGUGUUUUUCAACAGCAGAAGCAAAGCAUCAAAGGCAAUGGAGUGAUGGGUCACCAUAAUUUUCAACAUCAGCAUCAGAUAAUGAACGGUGUUGAUUUGAGUAGAAAUGGAGGUGUGGGUGAUGAGGUUCAUGGUGGGGAAGGGUUUAACAGAGAGAUGAAGGAUUUGGAGGAAAUGCUUUCCAAAUUGAACCCCAUGGCUGAAGAGUUUGUGCCUCCCUCACUCUCCACCAACUACGCAGUAGUGCCAAUCUCUCCUGGUGGAGAACAAUUUGGGUUUGAUCCUUUCAGUUAUGCAAUGCAAACUGGACAAGGCGAUGGAACUUUCAACAGAAGGAAGAGAAAUGGCUAUGGUCUUGGUAGGAGAAGGAUGAAUGUCCGGACAAGCAUGGCCCAACGUGAAGAGGUUAUUAGGAGGACAGUUUAUGUGUCUGACAUUGAUCACCAGGUGACUGAAGAGCAACUUGCUACACUCUUUCUUACCUGCGGGCAGGUGGUUGACUGUCGUAUCUGUGGAGAUCCCAAUUCUGUACUCCGUUUUGCAUUUAUUGAGUUUACUGAUGAAGAAGGCGCAAGGAGUGCUCUGAGUCUUGCAGGAACUAUGCUAGGAUACUACCCUGUGAAAGUGCUUCCCUCUAAAACUGCUAUUGCACCAGUUAAUCCAACUUUUCUUCCAAGGUCUGAAGAUGAAAGGGAGAUGUGUGCAAGAACUAUAUACUGUACCAACAUUGAUAAAAAGGUUACUCAAGCAGAUGUCAAGCUCUUUUUUGAGUACUUCUGUGGAGAGGUUAAGCGCUUGAGGUUGCUUGGUGACUAUCAUCAUUCUACUCGCAUAGGUUUUGUUGAGUUUGUUAUGGCCGAGAGUGCCAUUGCUGCACUGAACUGCAGUGGUGCAAUCCUGGGAUCACUCCCUAUAAGAGUAAGCCCAUCGAAGACUCCUGUCCGGCCGCGCACUCCCCGCUCGGUGGUGCAGUAAUAUAUCACUUUGCAUUCACCAUCUGAUCUUAUAUUUAAUAUAUACGUAGAUACAGAUACCAUCGUGUACCUCAUGGCGUUUGUCUUUUGGUUUAUUAGCGUUACUCAACUCGGCAUCUCUCACCUUCUUGAUACUCUUGUACUGUUGGCUGGUUUGUGAGUUUGCUUAUGUUGAUGUAAUUUAAGUUUGGUAUGGUAUUGCUAGCUAUUUAUGUCUCUGUAGGCAAUGCCUCGAGUACCAAUACUGCUAACGGUGACUUCUGAGCAAGUUCCAACUUCAAACUUAAAAAGGAGUGUAAUCUCUUCCUUUGUUCUAUAUGGCUGUUUAUUAUU
Molecule: messenger RNA, 1806 nt
Organism: Solanum lycopersicum (tomato)
Lineage: Eukaryota; Viridiplantae; Streptophyta; Magnoliopsida; Solanales; Solanaceae
Product: polyadenylate-binding protein-interacting protein 12
Molecular function (GO): RNA binding
Source: RefSeq, a predicted model, not a curated record